CAAUCGGUUGCCUGUGCCUGCCUGCUCAUCUUAGUCGGCAGUUCUUUCCAUUUUUGGACUUUGUAGGUUAGCGAACGUGCGCUGCAUUAAUUAUACACGCAUGCACAUGACUUCUUAGUGGGUGUGAGGGGUGUGGGGGAGGAGGGUUUGGUGAAGAACAGUUGACUGCCGCUGUUGGUGGUUUGUACGUGUUUGGGAUGUUGCUAUCGAGUUUGUACCGGUUUUCUUCUCAUCCACCCUGAACAUAUCAUUCUGGUUCGCUCACUAGCUCUCCCUGUCUAGCUCACACUGAUUGCCGCACAACUGCUCCCUGCUGUGGGCUAAGUUGGGCCCGCUUGUGUGGCUUGCAGCUUAAAUAAAUUACACACUGCUGCUGUGAGUGCUUUGAGUGGCAAGCGUACCCAGCAGCACCAGCACCACCAACUGUAUUAUGCCCACACAGUGUGGUGCAAAACAGUGGCACAUAUGUUUUGUGAUGGUUCAAAUUCGCAGAUCUGCUUGGUUAGAUAUUUUCCUAAUUUAAUACACGCCUACUAUCAUCUCUUCUAGGCCUAACGACCGCUCAGGCCAUGCCUGUUAUUUCUGGCUUACUAGACUUGAUGAUACUACGUCAUAGUUGGAUAGUCUUGUCCUCACUACGGGGGAACGGAUUUGAACCCCGGUCCUGCCGUAUGAAGACUGGCGUCGUUGUCCCUCUACCACCGGGCCAGUUCGAUACUCACGCCUACUAUAGUGGCUUAAGUGAGUGUAGACGAACUUGAUGCAUGAAACAUGGCAUAAAGAACAUAUAAACGGCUUCUGCCGUGUAUUCUGCUCAUUACGCGUGGUCAAUUAUAACGAACUCUGCUGCAUUUAUCGAACUUUUGUACCGAACUCAACAAAAAAAUCGGAAGUCAGCUGACAGUUUAUGUGUAGAAUUCUUGGUAUUUGGAGUUCGAUAUGUGGAAACGCAAGAUCGCAGAUCGACGACAUUCUAUUCUCCGAAGAUCUCUUGUAUAUAAACAGCGAUUGAUCACUUAACGAUGCUUCGAAACAAGAUUUAUUUUUGAACACAGACGUUUUUAAGAAACUGUUUAAGAGUUGAAGAUAAAAAGUUGGGAUGAAGAGCUAUUUGGAGAGAUUUUCUCAGGACCAAUCUGACAAGUUUUUGUUGAAAUGUUGUCUAUAAGCCAACUGGUGAAGCAUUCCCAAGGUCCUUUUGAUACAAUAUGCGGGGUCGUUAUCUUAGGCGUCGAAUGACGCACCUCAGCUGUAUGUAUAUAGCCUUGUUGCUAACCUCUCGCGUCCAAUAGCUUAAACUCAUAGAAAUGUGUAUAAAGGUCGCGCACUUCGAAUGGUGUCAGAGCAUUUUUGCAUACCUAGUACGAGACGACGUUAACGCGCAUUUCGUACAUUCACCAGGAUUCGUACUGGUAGUAGUCAAAAAGUAGCCAAAUCUUUGCCAUUUUUAUAGACCAAAAAAAAAAAUCUCCAAUUCGUCCCACAACCCGCUCUGAAGGUAAUAAAAAUGGUGAGACUAGGUGUGCAUAGUGUGAGGUAGUGUUGGCAACACUAGUGCAGAACCGUACAACGAGUACGCACGGCGCAAGCCCAAAUUUGAAGGCGCCUUUCGCUGAAUUUUUUAUAACCUCCAAUUUCGACAAUUCCACAACCGUUUCCCGAACUUCUUUUCUUUCUACCCUUUUCUCUGCCAGCACAAGAAGAACGAAGAAUUGGAAUAACACACAAACAUAUAAAAAAACGCUGAAUCCCCACCCUACAACUCUAAAGGUUAUGGAGUAAGGGGAGGGCAAAUAAAGGAAAGGGUUUCCUUUUUUGUUGGCACGAAAAUGCAAAUGCACCACACCAUCGAACGGCUGCCGUUUCUGCUACCGUCUACCGUUGCGGGUUUGAGUUUUUUUUUCUGUUAGGAAGGAACCAUUCUACGAGAGAUGAGAAGACAGACAGCAGAAGGAAGAACAACCGGGGGGAGCAUUGCAUGCAAUUUGUUUUUUUUUCAUCGAGGAUUCCUCGUUCCUGUUUGUCGGGUUUCGGUGGCUCGUGGGUAAAAGUGGCGUUUGCGCAGUUUUUGUUGUUGAUGUAUUCGGAUGGAAGCACAUUCUUCCGCUCAUGUUUCGCUCCUGUUUUGGUGGAACCACCCUUGUCACAAUUCCUGACCUCUGUCUCUCAAGCACAGACUCACGCGGAAACCGACGCUCGUCCGCCUUGCGACACGAGUUUGCCGAAAAACGUAGCGAAAGUUGCAACUCGCGCGAACAGAGCAAACGAAAGAGAGAAAACACAUUCAUUUUUGUGCAAUUGCAUCUAGUGGAAGAUCGAGAGAGCGAGUGAGAGAGACAGAGAGAGAGAGAGAAAAUAAUUUUUUGUUUGUUAAUUAUUUCAAAGAUUGUUUAAUACUGUGUUAUUAAAAUCAAGGUUUUUACAUUUUUACAGUGCUUCUCAGGUCAUAAAACCAGUGUCAGAUUGUGUGUUAUGUCAAAAGGUAUUAUUGCUAUUAAAAUGAAGACAGUUAGUGUACGUACUGAAAAGCACUGCAAUUUAAUUUGUGUGUACUAAGUGCAUUUUAUAGCGCUCGUCUAGUAUGCAUACAGUGGCGGUCACAGUUGUAGCAAACACCACCAGUGACAGCUCGGUAUGUAAACGUAUUGUAAACAAAGCACGCGCGAAAAGAAGAAAAAAAACCGUCGCCAAAAGAGAAUGAGCGAAUGUGCAUAAAAAGUGGUUUCCUCUCACCGUUUGGCGUUUCCCUGAGAGCUUAAACGGACAUUUUCUCUCCGAGCAAAAAUUUACGCUCAUCGGAAGAGAGUAAAACUGUCGCGUGUUGUAUCGCUCCCAUGAUGCGCUGUUGGAAUGUGCGCGAUUUGGUUGUUGUUUUUGCGAUAUUCACGCGUCGCGACGAGAGAGAGAGAGAAAAAGGGCGAUAGUGCAAAGAGAGUGCGAAAGAGGGACAGAGAAAGAAAGAAAAGUUUGAGCGCGCGCGCACAUGAGAGAAAAAGAGUGCGUGACGCCGGGCGUUGCGAGAACGCGACGGAUCCGAUGACGCCGGUUAUGCGAUGCGUGCACCUUGUCGGUGUCAUUCAUUACGAGUCCAGACACCGUACGGGACGGAUGUCGUACGUCAGUUGCGCGCGUGCUUUCUCUCUUUCGAUUUUCGUGGGUUUUUUUUGUAGUGUGUCCGGUGUGUGAUCCUUCGAUAAUAGAAACCCCCGGCGUGUGUUGAGUGUAUAUCACGCCUGGUUCAAGUCUUGCAAAAAAACAGUGUUGCUUCGAGGUGAUGUUUCCUUGUGAAAGCAUUCUGUGUUGAGUUUUGAAUGCCAUGUGAUGUAUGGUUCCUCUGUGGAGUUCUGUACCAGUGGAAUGUGUAAAAUUUAGCUAGUGCGAAACGCAAGUGCAAACUGUGAAAGUGCCGACUGUAGGGGGCGCUGCAGUUGAAUCAUCUGCAACUGCAAACGAGUGAUAAUAAAGAAGUGUUGAUAGGUGCUAAAGAAGGAGAAAGAGAAGAGUGAGUAGGAGAGAGAGAGAGAAAAAAAAAUGAAGUGAAAUGAUCAUCAAGUGAUUAAUCGUGUCUGUAGGUCAAAGAAUGUAUAAUUCAACUAUCAACCCCAAGAGUUCGAUCCCUAGAGUCAUCCAGUAUCCAUAGAGGGUGUCAGAGGUCCUUGGUGAAUCUGAUACGAAGUGCAUAUAAUCACCGGCUCUGGCUCUGGGAAAGUUUCCGCAACAAUCAAACACUUGACAAGACUACUGCAGCAACAGCAGCAGUAGGGUGGUGUGGAAUCAGGCAGCAUGCCGUGUCCGACUGGCAUCAUCCGUGACUGUUACGUUGCCGGUCGUCCUUACAUCUUCAAUCAGAACAUACCUGCCGCACGGUGUCUGCUUGCGCGGGAAGGAACCGUAUCCCGUCGUACCUUCACGCUGCUAUAUGUUCCGUAGGGAGGCGAAACCUAUCCACCAUCACCAUCCCUACGGAACAAGGCGCUACUGCUCCUGACAUCGCUCUUUACGUACCACCGUAUCGAUUCCGGGUGCCGGGCCGUAGCGAACAAGAUAACGAUUACAGUUCGGAACGAACCGCCUAGCCGCACCCCGCAGGAAACUGCGGGACCGCAUAGCCCGAAAAAGCUGGGCAAAGCCGGUAGUGGAGGAGGAGGAGCCGGCAGCAGCUCCGUUGAGUGUAGUGUCCGUGGCACGGAAGGUGAAGCGGGUGGUGGUGGUAGUGGUAGGACGACCACCGGGUUAGGUCCUGGUUCGCCGACGAUGGCCGUCGGAGGCGCCACCUCCGCGUCCGGCGUCGGCACUGCUGCUGCGGCAGCUGCGACGGCGGCGGUGGCGGCAUCCGUCGGUUUGAGCAAUGCGGCCGGUGCUGCUGCUCUCGUGUCACCCGCCCAGAAUCUCACCCAGAACGCGCUGGCCGCAACCGUGACGGUUGUGAUACCGGCUGCUGGUAGCCCGGCCACCGGAGGAGGUAGUAGUACACCGGCGGUGACAGUCGUGGCUCACUCACCGACCAGUGCUGCGGCUGGCAAAACCGUUGUCGAACAGGUAAGCUUCAGGCAUUCGGGCUAUAGUGUGAAUAUCAGCAACACCAAUCAACUCAAGAGUAUGCGUGUAUUUUAUGUUUGGAAGAACGAGAGAGAGAGAGAGAGAGAGUACAUCAACGCUCAAUACUAACACCUUUCGGGUUUGUUGCGUGUGUCAGGGUGCUACCGUGUUUUGGAGCAUCACACGACGAAGUACACGCUCGAAAAUGAUUCCUCAACGACCUUACCUACACGCUUAUUAUUCUCGACUACGACUAGUGUACCGACUUACUUUAUCUGUGAUGUAUCGCAAUAGCUAGAAAGAAGGGAAUCAUGUUACGCCUCAUCAUGCGACAGAGCAUCGUAUCCGGAAGGAAGGCGUUGCUAUUCAUCCUUCCCGGGAUGCUUCCCGAGAAAGCUGGAUAAUGGACUUCUACCGUAUACAAACAAAAAUCACACACACACACACACACACACACGUACCAUUAAACAGUACAGCCUCCCAGUCUCACACACAGAGCCGGCGUGUUAAUUUGCCUGAUUGACUUCCUUGCCGAACCGCAGCAGCAGUAGUAGUAGGUAGCAUGAUGAUGAUGCGUGUACUGCUGCUGCUGCUGCUGCUGCGAGAGAGAGUGAUGUAUCACUUUAAAUAUUUAUCCAUCAUUUCGAAGCUGAAUGAAGCUUGUCGACACAGCACCCUCCCUAUUACCUGUGAUGCAAAACCAGUUGAAGGUUGACGGUAUAGGAGGAAGAAACAAAUGGAGAAAUGGAGGAACAAACAAACUACUGCAACGGGCAACAGAGAUAUUGGCACACACACACAACACAGCACAUACUGCUGAGAUGAACUAAAUGGAAAAGAAAACACAUAACACACAAGAAGACUCUCUUUACUCUGUGGUGUUUUGCCUGAGGAGUCAUUUUUAAU
Messenger RNA from Anopheles stephensi (Asian malaria mosquito), 5445 nucleotides. RefSeq lists its product as uncharacterized. The coding region runs from base 4255 to 4668 and encodes 137 amino acids. The transcript is spliced from 3 exons. The record is from RefSeq and is a predicted model, not a curated record. NCBI's taxonomy places the organism in Eukaryota, Metazoa, Arthropoda, Insecta, Diptera, Culicidae.